AUGUCUUCUCAACCGGACCAGAGUGCUAUUGAUGAAGAAGAAGCUCACUUCUCCAACGUAGUCUCCACGUUUAGGAGAUAUGGUCCUUACGCGCUGGCAGCCAAUAAUCGGCGGCGGAAGGACCUAUAUACGCUGCCUAGGGCUGAUCAAGAGAUGAUCGGAAGUCUUGGCUACAAACAGAAGCUCACCGAGGUAGACUCGGCAAUCCAAACGAAUGCAGAGUUUCUCCACGAGAUUGCUAAGGAUCCUGGCCUGUUCGACGAGACGGAUGAACUAGACGACUCUGUUGGAACCUCUGAACCUCUGACAUCGACCACUUUGCAAAACUUUACCGCUCAUGAGCACUCGCACUCGCACGACGCUGCCGGCCACUCACACGAUCACGCCGCGGGUAGUCAUGUACACGACCAUGCCCAUCACGCACACGAUGCGCCUCGCCGUGGCAAGUAUAAGCCUACUGAGUUCGACAUGGAGAAGAUUCGCAGCACAUUGAAGCAGUUCGUUCGCGACUGGAGUACUGAGGGCGAGGAAGAACGCGAGGCCAGCUACAAACCCUUGAAGGACGCGCUGGUGGCUCACUUCUCGGACAUACCGUUCGAGGAAAGGUACAACUUUCGCGUUCUGGUCCCAGGUGCUGGCUUAGGUCGGCUCGCGUAUGAUAUCGCAAAACUAGGCUUUUCAUGCCAAGGAAACGAGUUCUCGCACUACAUGCUGCUGUCGUCCUUCCAUAUCUUGAAUAGAACACAGGAGAUCAACCAGUACACAAUCUAUCCCUACGUUCACUCUUUCUCCAACAUGCCGAAUAAGGAUGCCUUGUUACGCCCAAUACGGAUACCGGAUGUCCUUCCCAGCGAUCUUCCUCGCGACGCGAACUUCUCGCUUGUGGCGGGUGACUUCGAGGAGGUCUACGGGAAAGAUGACCAUGAUGAAGACGAUCCUGCAAAUGGACAGUGGGAUGCUAUCGUGACCUGCUUCUUCAUUGAUACUGCGAAGAAUAUCGUGAACUAUCUGCGCAUCAUGCACAAGAUCCUAGCUCCAGGCGGAGUGUGGAUCAACAUAGGACCCCUACUAUGGCACUUCGAGAACAACACCUCGAACGAUCCGUCAGUUGAGCUCGAUCUCGAGGAGGUUAAAGAACUUGCGCGCAAGAUCGGCUUCGACAUCAAGGACGAGCGCACGUACGAUACCACGUACGUGACCAACAAGCAGGGCAUGUUGGGCUACACAUACCGCGCAGCAUUCUGGACCGCCACGAAGCGCAUUUAG
This is a messenger RNA of Peniophora sp. CBMAI 1063, 1266 nucleotides long. Lineage: Eukaryota; Fungi; Basidiomycota; Agaricomycetes; Russulales; Peniophoraceae. The record is from the annotation of a GenBank genome assembly.